AUGUUCAUGUCCACGCUGGUCCUGCUCACGUCCUGUCCUCUGCUGGCGCCGCUGCUGCUCUGUCACCUGCGCCACGCACGCGCACAGAAGCCCGGCUCCAGGUGGUUGAUUGGGGACCGGGACAGUCACUGCGGGCUGCCUUGCUCAAGGACUCAGGGCAAACCAGUGUGUGGAUCAGACGGCCGCAGCUACGAGAACAGCUGUGAACUGCAGAGAGCACGCUGCAAAGACAAGACCCUCACGCUGGCUCAUCGAGGGAGGUGUCGAGGUAAAAACUGGGUAAGAAUCAAUCAGCCGAUUGUGGUACCGACAUCGGCUUCAGUGGUGAGAGAUGCUGACUUUAAAGAUGGAGAUCAGUCGAAAUGCCGCUCAGAGAGGAGCCAGGCGCUGGAGCAGGCCCGCAGACCACAGGAGGCCAUGUUUAUCCCCGAAUGCAACGAAGACGGGACAUUUGCUCAGGUCCAGUGCCAUACGCUGACAGGAUACUGCUGGUGCGUCACGAGCGAUGGGAAACCAGUCAGCGGCUCCUCCGUACACAACCGCACACCAGUGUGUUCAGGGUCGGUGACAGACAAGCCGCCUGGUCCUGUGAACUCGGGCAGAAAAGUUGGAGAUGCUUCAAACCUCCACUUAGACGACGGCUCCAAACCAACCCCCACCAUGGAGACCCACGUGCCCCCCGAGGGAGAUGAGAUCACAGCUCCAACUCUGUGGAUCAAACAGCUGGUCUAUAAAGAGAACAAACAGAACAGCUCUGCAGCCAGAAAACAAGAGAAGGUUCCCUCUUGUGACCAGGAGCGACAGAGUGCUCUGGAUGAGUCGCGGCUGAACCCUCGUGAGGCCAUCUUCAUCCCGGACUGUGACCCCGGGGGGCUGUACAAGCCAGUGCAGUGUCACCAGUCUACGGGCUACUGCUGGUGUGUGCUGGUGGACACGGGACGUCCCAUCCCCGGCACCUCCACCAGAUACCAGACUCCAGAAUGUGACAACGCUGCUCGCUCGCGUAUCACAGACUCAGAGGACCCUUUCCAAGGCAGAGAGAUCACAGGCUGCCCAGAAGGGAAGAAAGUGGAAUUCAUUACAAGCCUGUUAGAUGCCCUCACCACAGACAUGGUGCAAGCCAUAAACUCACCUGCCCCCUCUGGUGGUGGGAGGUUUGUUGAGCCUGACCCCAGCCACACUUUAGAGGAGCGGGUGGUGCACUGGUACUUCGCUCAGCUGGACCUCAACGGGAGCCACGAGAUCAACAAGAAAGAACUGAAACCUUUUAAGAGAUACCUAAAGAAGAAAGCCAAGCCCAAAAAGUGUGCGCGCAAGUUCACCGACUACUGCGAUCUGAACAAGGACCGGGCCAUCUCCCUGCAGGAGUUGAAGGGCUGUCUGGGAGUCGGCAAAGAUGGUAAUGGAAACCAAGGGACGCGGCAAGGGACAAAUCUAUUCAUUGGUCGUCUGGUGUGA
Molecule: messenger RNA, 1458 nt
Organism: Knipowitschia caucasica
Lineage: Eukaryota; Metazoa; Chordata; Actinopteri; Gobiiformes; Gobiidae
Source: the annotation of a GenBank genome assembly